Messenger RNA from Phlebotomus papatasi, 4128 nucleotides. RefSeq lists its product as uncharacterized. NCBI's taxonomy places the organism in Eukaryota, Metazoa, Arthropoda, Insecta, Diptera, Psychodidae. The transcript is spliced from 3 exons. Gene Ontology annotation, biological process: DNA integration. Gene Ontology annotation, molecular function: zinc ion binding; nucleic acid binding. The record is from RefSeq and is a predicted model, not a curated record. The coding region runs from base 1 to 4128 and encodes 1375 amino acids.
AUGGCGACUAACGCAACUCUGGACAGUGUCUUAGCUACUAUGCUUUCCAUGCUCAAGGAACUCAAAGACCAGAGAGAUGCUUCAAUGACCGCCACUUCUACUCCAUCCAAAGAAGUAGCCAUGGAAGCGCUUGCCCGAGGGAUUUUGACCUUCACGUAUGACCCUGAACAAAAUCUCACAUUUGAUACUUGGUAUCAACGGUAUCGCUCCACUUUUCUUGAGGACGGGAAAAAUCUGGACGAUUCGGCGCGCGUGAGGCUUCUUCUGAGACGCCUUGACAACCAGGCCUACGAGAGAUAUGCUAGUAACAUCCUGCCACAGACGCCAGCUGAUAAAACUUUCAAGGACACUGUGGCAUAUCUCACCAAGCUCUUCGGGAAAGGUGAAUCUCUUUUCUGCACCCGCAGAAAAUGCCUCCAACUUUCCAUUAAGGAGUCAGACGAUUUAGCUACUCACGCUGGCAUCGUAAAUCGCCACUGUGAAGAAUUCCGUCUGAGGGAGUGCACACCUGACCACUUCAAGGCUCUGAUAUUUGUGCUGAGCCUACAAAGUGACAAAUAUCUCCUUGUCCGGGAACAACUGCUCACAAAAUUGGAAACAGAAUCUCCGGAAACAAUCAACCUGGAAUUCAUGUUGGAAGAAGCCAAGCGUCUCCUGAAUGUGAAAAAUGAUUCCAAGGUGGAAAAUCCAUCAGUCUCAGUGAGUAGUGUUCAGAAAAGUGGCAUCCGGAAAGAGCGCCCACCAAGGCCAUGUUAUCAGUGUGGGUCAAUGCACUUUGUGAGAGAUUGUCCCCACUCUGAAUCCAAAUGCCUUGACUGUGGUAAAACGGGGCACAAAACUGGCUAUUGUCCUCCUCAACGGGACCCUGGGCGACAAAAUUCAAAGUCAUCCAAGCAACAAAAGAAGAGUCGACCAAAGAGCAAAGGGAAAUCAUAUGCCCGGACGAAUGCAAUUUUUUCUCCUCGACAAUUUGGCAGAAAAUUUCUCAUUCCCCGGAUCAAUGACUGUGCAUUGGAAUUCCAACCGGAUUGUGCAGCUGAUAUCUCCGUGAUCUCACGUGAGUCUUGGGAAAUUCUUGGGAAGCCGUCACUCUCCCAAUCAGCCAUCAGCGUGCGUGAUGCUCAGUCACAGCAGAUUCCCAUUGAUGGAGAAUUUAAAUGCCACGUAAGCAUUUUGGACAAAGAGAUCGUGAGUAGAUGCCUCGUGUCACCCAAGACACGAACAAAUCUCUUUGGAAUCGAGUGGAUUGAGGCCCUAGGAUUGUGGGACAUUGCCCCUAGCAAGUACUGCAAUUCCAUCAAGCGCGAUUUGGACACAUCAGAAGCUGUCAGGGAUCUCCAGAAAUUAUUCCCGGUCGUGUUUGGUACAGAGAUUGGUCUGUGCAUGAAAGCCACAGCCACCAUUCACCUGAAGCCCAAUUCCACUCCGGUGUUCCGCCCCAAGCGUCCUGUGGCGUACCACAUGACCUCUGCAAUCGAUGAUGAGCUCCAGAGAUUGCAAUCCUCAGGGAUUAUCUCACCAGUUGAGUACUCUGAGUGGGCUGCACCGAUAGUUGUCGUGAAGAAACCCAACGGAAGUCUGAGAAUUUGUGGGGAUUACUCAACGGGGUUGAAUGAGUCUGUGGAGACUAACCAUCACCCAAUCCCUGAACCGGAUGCCUUGUUCAGCAAUCUCUCGAACAAGCGACUGUUCAGCCACAUCGAUCUCUCGGACGCCUAUCUCCAGAUUCCAGUUGAUGAGGAUUCGAGCAAAUUGUUGACGAUUCACACGCCUCGCGGCCUCUAUCGUUUCAACAGACUACCUCCUGGAAUCCGAAGUGCACCAGGCAUCUUCCAGGGAAUUGUCGAGAGGAUGCUGCAGGGAAUUCCUGAUGUGGUGUCCUACUUUGAUGAUAUUUGUGUCGCUAGUGCCACUCCCGAGGAACAUUUCUCCACACUGAAGAGAGUUUUUGAGCGUCUGCAAGAGUUUAACUUCAGAGUCAAAUUGGAGAAAUACAAAGACGGGCUUCGACCAGACCCUGAGAAGAUCAAUGCCAUCAAAAUGAUGCCUGCCCCGAAGAAUGUUCAGGAACUGCGUAGCUUCCUGGGAGCAAUCCAAUUCUGGGGGAAAUUUGUCCAAUCCAUGAGUGAACUCCGAGCACCUUUGGACUACCUGCUCAAGAAAGGUGUGAAAUGGAGGUGGACACGUGAGUGUGAGGAAUCCUUCAAUCGCUUCAAGGACAUUCUUGGCUCAGAGCUCCUACUCACUCACUAUAACCCUCAACUUCCCAUAUUAGUUGCAUCCGAUGCAUCGUCGCACGCAAUUGGUUGCGUCGCAUAUCAUGAGUUUCCGGAUGGCACUCAAAAAGCAUUUUAUCAUGCCUCAAGGAAGUUGACGGAUACUGAAAGUCGGUACAGCCAGAUUGAAAAAGAGGCAUUGGGCAUCAUUUUCGCCGUGAAGAAAUUUCAUAGAUUCAUCUAUGGAAGACAGUUCACGCUACUCACGGAUCACAAGCCUCUUGUGUCAAUUUUUGGCAAUCACAAGGGUAUUCCUGUGCACACAGCCAAUCGCUUGCAAAGAUGGGCAUUGAUCCUGCUGGCAUACGACUUCACUAUCAAGUACACGGCUACUGAUCGUUUUGGGCAUGCGGACAUUCUCUCCAGGCUGAUAUCCUCUCGUCGACAGCAGCAGGAUGAUGUUGUGAUUGCAGAGAUCCGCGCAGAUGAAGCCCAGGAUGAUGCCGUAGUUCGAGAUGCAGCAUCACAACUUCCCGUGAGCUUCAAGAUGAUCCAGAAUGCCACGAAGUCUUCUGAAUCUUUCCAAGAGGUCUCGAAGUUCAUCACUGGUGGAUGGCCAUCUUCCACAAAAGCCAUCAAAUCUAGGGAAGUAUUGCAAUUUUACAAGAUACGUGAUGCUCUUUCUCUGAUCAAGGGUUGUGUGUUUUACAGGGACAGACUGGCAAUUCCUGAGAGCUUCCGGCCAAAAAUCCUCCAGCAACUCCAUGAGUCUCACCCAGGGAUGUCAAGGAUGAAGUCUCUGGCACGAGGAUAUGUCUACUGGCCUGGUCUCGACGAUGCCAUUGAGAAAAAGGUCCGGAAUUGUAUGGAUUGCGCUCUCGCCAGCAAGUCCCCUGUAAAAACACCCCUUGCAUCUUGGCCACUUCCAUCUCGUCCAUGGCAGCGAUUGCACAUGGAUUAUGCUAAAUACAAAGGGGAAUAUUUCUUCCUUGUUGUUGAUGCAUUUUCUAAAUGGCCUGAGAUUUUCAAGACACGCUCAAUGACGACCGCCCACACCAUCUCACGACUCCGUGAAAUUUUCGCUCGUUUUGGCCUUCCGGAGACUUUGGUGAGCGACAACGGGACACAGUUUGUCAAUGAGAUGUUCAGCCAUUUCUGCAAAAUCAACGGGAUUGUCCACCUUCGAACAACUCCUUACACUCCUGCGAGCAAUGGACAAUGUGAGCGUCUUAUAGACACAUUUAAGCGCUCUCUUGAGAAGCAAAAGAAUUCUCAGCAAUCGCUGGAUGAUGCAUUGCAACAAUUCCUUGCCAAUUAUCGAAUUACGCCCAAUGAAAAUGCACCUGAAGGAAGGUCUCCGUCCGAAAUCAUCUUCUCAAGAAAAAUCCGUACAAUUUUCGACUUGCUCCGAGACACACCUGAGGAGCCAAUUCGUCGAAAUGAGAAGAUGGAGGAAGAGUACAAUCGUCGUCACGGUGCCAAGAAGCGAAUAUUCGAGAAGGGGGAGGAGGUGUAUGCGAAAAUAUUUUCGCCAGGUGGAAGUUUCAAGUGGACUCCAGGAGCCCGGCCAUCAGUGCCAUUUGAAGAAUCCUCCCUCCGAAGCAAAAGGAGGAAAACACAAGAGUUGAGAAUAAACUACAGUUCAGAAGAAUUGCAGUUCUCAGCAAAUAUGCGUGCACGAGUAGAGGGGAAAUUGACAAAACAGUCGGGGUUUGAGGCCAGGCCACUCUCUAAAAGUGAGGCCUUGGCCAGAUAUGUAGAAGCGAAGAUGACGAGGCACUCUUACAACAUCUUUUACGAACCUGCCAAGUCGAUCUAUCCACCAUACAAAAAAAUUCAAGAAGCUAAAAAGCUGUGCUAUCUUCCACAAAGCAGCAGUAGUGUUUCGGAGACCGAGUGUCUCUUGGACUAA